UCUAACGGCAACCGACACACAACCGGGAGGCGCGCCAAAUGUGCAAGUCCGAAUGCGUGGUUAUUCAUCUCCUCUCUAACCUAGACUAGCCUAUAUAUCUAUAAGAUAAAUUCAUUUAAUUUCAACAGUCAUUUUGGAAGAUAAAAAGGGUUUCAACGACGGCAAGCUGAACAGAAGAGGUAGCUUAUUUGAUAGCGUCGCAUCAUCUCCGUGUUUUCUCUGUAGCUCGACUCGAACGCCUUGAACAUCAGCUCGAUUCCAUCCAGAAUGGUGUCUGCUGAUUGAAGAAUCCACCCUGCUGUGCUGCUCAUGUGUUCUGGGUUUCUGACGGACCGUUCUGACUUCUUGAGCCGUAUUUUUAUUGACUGAACUGAUAAACAUUCGUCAUUCUAACAUUGAUCGGAGUGGACUGGAGUCAGAGGCUGACUGGAAAUACAUUUUGCCCUCACACCAUCGUAACGCAUGGUGGGAAUUGUGCAUCUUUUCAGUAUCACACUGAGAAGUGCUCCACUAUGCCCGACUCACCUGCGGAUGUGAAAACACAAUCCAGGUUAACUCCAACCACCAUGCCUCCUCCUCCUCCAACCACCCAGGGAGCCCCUCGAACCAGCUCCUUCACACCUACUACAUUAACCAACGGCAACAACAGCCACUCCCCCACGGCGUUGAACGGAGCGCCUUCGCCACCAAAUGGCUUCAGCAACGGCCCUAGCUCCUCCUGCUCUUCCUCGCUGGCCAAUAAGCAACUCCCUCCAGCGUGUGGCGCCCGGCAGCUCAGCAAGCUGAAACGCUUCCUCACCACACUACAGCAGUUCGGCAACGACAUCUCGCCUGAGAUCGGAGAACGCGUCCGCACUCUGGUGCUGGGGCUGGUGAAUUCAACGUUAACCAUAGAGGAAUUCCACUCCAAGUUGCAAGAAGCGACCAACUUCCCUCUCCGACCUUUUGUCAUCCCGUUCCUGAAGGCCAACCUGCCACUCCUACAGCGGGAGCUGCUGCACUGUGCCCGUCUGGCCAAGCAGAACCCAGCUCAGUACCUGGCACAACACGAACAGCUCCUCCUGGACACCUCCUCUACCACCUCCCCCGUCGACUCCUCAGAACUACUCCUAGACCUCAACGACAACGGCAAGAGGAGAACACCUGACAGAACCAAAGUGAAUGGCUUCGACAGGGAUGGCCCCCUGCACCUGGAGACCUCCAGUAAGAGACUCUGUACGAUCAGCCCGGCAGGCCAACGGUUCAGCCCCUCCAACGGUCUCUCCUACCAACCUAACGGCCUGGCCCAUGGACACCCCACGCCACCCCCUCCCCCGCCCCCACAGCACUACCGGCUGGACGACAUGGCCAUCACACACCAUUACAGAGACUCACCACACUACCGACACCCCAACCACAACCACCGCGAGCUCAGGGAGAGACCACGGCCACUGGGAAUGCACGGGGCGCGUCAGGAAGAGGUGAUCGACCACCGGUUGACAGACAGAGAAUGGGGGGAGGAAUGGAAGCACCUUGACCAUCGCCUUCCCCCUCCUCAGCUGCUGAACUGCAUCAUGGACAUGUAUCAGUUAUCAGACAGGACCCAGAGCAGACAGCACAGUCCUACAGGACAGGACGACCUCACUACAGAGAUUCACCAGGAGAUUCUCAACAGACCAAUGACGACCGGAUACGUACCUGAAGAGAUCUGGAAGAAAGCCGAAGAGGCUGUGAAUGAGGUGAAGCGCCAGGCCAUGUCAGAGCUCCAGAAGGCGGUUUCAGAGGCAGAGAGGAAGGCCCAUCAGAUGAUCAGCUCAGAACGGUCCAAGAUGGAGCGUACGGUGGCAGAGGCCAAGAGACAGGCAGCGGAGGACGCACUGACUGUCAUCAACCAGCAGGAGGACUCCAGCGAGAGUUGUUGGAACUGCGGGCGGAAGGCGAGCGAGACCUGCAGCGGCUGUAACACGGCGCGUUACUGCGGCUCCUUCUGCCAGCACAAGGACUGGGAGAAACACCACCACGUGUGUGGACAGACCCUCCAGGCCUCCAAGGCAGCCCAGCAGCAGGCUACAGAGACCUCCGCUCCCAUCAGCUCCUCCACUACGCCCUCUAGUGGAAGAUGCAGCCCAGCCGGAACCCCGCCCAUCGCCACACCCCGCUCCGGCACCCCAGGAACCCCCUGUACGCUGGAAACCACGCCGCACUAAACCGGGGGGCCAUCCGGGGAGCCGUCGGAAACUCCCAGUAGCACAACUUGACUGGCUCACUUGAUGCUAAAUGCUAAGGCGCUAACGCUACGACAAGAGAUGUAGACCUAUCUUGGAGUAGUAGAGGCUCCACACGAGACAGGAGGUUUAUACAUGUAGAUCAGUCACAUUGACUUGCCAUGAUUAACAAAGAACACACAAAAAUGUUAUUUGUUUUAAUUAUUAUUAUUAUUGUUGUUGUUGUUGUUGUUAUCAAUGCCCUUAUUGUUGCUAUUGUUAUUAGCGUCCGUUGUCGUCCGUUUGUUGUUGUUGUUGUUUAUUGCUAUUCUUUCAUUCCUUUUUUAAUGUAAAUAUGAAGAUAGAAAGUGAGUGGAUAACAGCAGUGAAACUCCACACAAAUACAUCUGACAUUCCCUUUGUUGAGAUCUGUUUUCUAAAAGCUUUGUUGUUUUCCUCGAUUACCUGGGAUAUAUGAUAUAAAACCAGUUGACCUCAUUAAGACACCAAACAACAUGCCAAUGGAUUAUUACUACAACACAAACACUGUGCAAAAAGCUGAAGCCAACUCUCUUAUUAUGGGAAGACCACAAA
Molecule: messenger RNA, 2777 nt
Organism: Oncorhynchus gorbuscha (pink salmon)
Lineage: Eukaryota; Metazoa; Chordata; Actinopteri; Salmoniformes; Salmonidae
Product: protein CBFA2T1-like
Exons: 12
Coding region: 513-2186 (557 amino acids)
Biological process (GO): DNA-templated transcription; negative regulation of DNA-templated transcription
Cellular component (GO): nucleus
Molecular function (GO): transcription corepressor activity
Source: RefSeq, a predicted model, not a curated record